This is a messenger RNA of Penicillium macrosclerotiorum, 372 nucleotides long. Its product is annotated as U6 snRNA-associated Sm-like protein LSm7. The record is from RefSeq and is a predicted model, not a curated record. The coding region runs from base 1 to 372 and encodes 123 amino acids. Gene Ontology annotation, molecular function: RNA binding. The transcript has 3 exons. Gene Ontology annotation, biological process: mRNA splicing, via spliceosome; nuclear-transcribed mRNA catabolic process. NCBI's taxonomy places the organism in Eukaryota, Fungi, Ascomycota, Eurotiomycetes, Eurotiales, Aspergillaceae. Gene Ontology annotation, cellular component: U2-type prespliceosome; spliceosomal tri-snRNP complex; U12-type spliceosomal complex.
AUGUCCGAACGAGGCUCCUUCCGUGGCCGUGGCGGUGGCCGCGGCGGUCGCCAGCAGCAGAAAAGCGGCGGUGGUAGCAACCAGCAAGAGAAGCCCAAGAAGGAAAAUAUCCUCGACCUCAACAAGUAUAUGGACAAGGAGGUCCAGGUCAAGUUCAAUGGUGGCAGGGAAGUUACUGGCACGCUGAAGGGCUAUGAUCAGCUGAUGAACCUCGUCCUCGACGAUGUCAAGGAGUCCAUGCGCGAUGAGGAAGGCAACCAGACCACCCGUUCUCUGGGCCUGAUUGUUGCCCGUGGCACGCUCAUCGUGCUGAUCUCCCCUGCCGAUGGCAGUGAGGAGAUUCCGAACCCGUUCGUGCAGCCCGAGGAGUAG